ACAUACGUAUUAUGAAAACGCGCUCGGCAGGGUGCCCGAUGUUCGCGUUACAAGUUCGAGGAUAACCUAUACGCGUGCACGCGUAUGCAUACGCGCGCAGCAUAUGCCUCGCACGCGCAUGUCAAGUGGGAUCAACGUUCAGAGAGGGAGGAGACGCGACACCGCCACACUGCGAGCAUCGAAUCGUCGAACGUUUUGGUGGAAAGAUGGCUGGAAACAUGUUUGGGAUAGAACCGGAACUUUUCCGAACUUUUGGCUUUUGGAGCUCCGUAGUUUGUUUAAAAAUGGUAGCAGUGGUGCUGAUGACCGUCCGUCACAGAUUUCAAAAGAAGAUAUUUGUCAAUCCCGACGAUACCGCUCUCAUGAAGGGGUCAAAAGUGCUUCACAACGAUCCAGAUAUCGAACGUGUGCGCAGAUGUCAUUUGAACGAUCUAGAGAACAUUCCACUUUGGUUCAUAGUAACCUCUCUCUGGUUAACCACAGGCCCUCCCUCGUGGUUGGCUACAAUUUUAAUUCGGACCUUCGUUAUUUCUAGAAUAGUGCAUACGUUGUCGUACGCCGUUUGGCUGAGGCAACCGUAUCGCGCGAUCUCUUUCUUAACAGGAUUCUUUACCACGAUAUUCCAAGCGAUCAGUACGUUGAUCUAUUACUGGUAAAUUAUAUUGUACAGCGAAUAGGACAUAGUUUUUACGCAUGUAAUUUGUUAUUCGUCGAUCCGUUAGGAUAUUGGGAUAUUAUUGGGAUAUAUUAUCCUUCGAUGGGUCAAUUUUGUCAACGAACGCGAUAGCUUUUUAUUUUGUUAUCGUAUACGGGUCGAGUACCGCGCGCGUUCGUCUCUUUAACAACUUCCAUUCUUAUAAAAGGUUAUAUCGUAGGGCUUGUUAUUACCGAAUUUUUAAUAAACAUAUUUCUAUAAUAUUUCG
Megalopta genalis is the source of this 923-nucleotide messenger RNA. The record is from RefSeq and is a predicted model, not a curated record. Lineage: Eukaryota; Metazoa; Arthropoda; Insecta; Hymenoptera; Halictidae.